AAACAUGACAAAUAAACAGUAAACGUAUAUGAAGGCCAACUAACGUAACUUAUUAAUAUAUUUUGAAUCUUGAAAUAAUUUUAUUAUUAGUUAUUAGUUUUAAAAAAUCCUCUUGAAAUAUUCUACAUUUACUCAAUAUGGACACCAUCACCCCAUUUAAUGACAUUAUCAUGGGGAAAGCUAGAACUGCAGGCGAUGGUAUGGAAUCGGAAGAAAAAGUCACAGAAACAAAGCAAAAAGUUGAUGUUAAGCCUAUUAAAAUAUUGAAAAAAAAAGAAUCGCUCUCAGGGGGACGACUCGUCCAAGUAUACCCAACGAAAUUUUUUUCAACAGAAAAAAAAACACACAUUUACUCCAAAAACCCAAAAUUUGUGCCAUAUGAGCCUUAUCCUGCAGCUGUUAAACCAAUGAACCCAAAGACAGUAUCAAAAAGCACAAAAAAAUCAAGAAACCAUAUGGAUAUAAACACACUAGUGUCUCAGAUGUCUCAAAUGAACACUAAUUUAAAUGAGUUUAAGCCAAGAUUGAAGCAAAUAACAACCAGUGACAAAACAGCUGAUCAAAAUAAAACACAUGAUGAUGAAAUGCAGAAAAAAAUUGAUGCAUUGACAAAAGAGAAUGAGAGUUUGAAUGAACAGCUAAAACAGCAAGUACAGGUAAAUAAGGAAUUGAAAACUAUGCUGGUAGCAUCAAUGGGAGAGGAUUUGGAGACACAAGUGCAAUCAUUAAAUGAAGAUAAGAAGCACUUGGCCAAUGCCCUAAUUAACUCAGCCCAACACCUAUCUACACAUCAGGAACAGACUGAAUGGCUUGCUGGUCAGUGUGAAGUGUGGAGAAGCAAAUUCUUAGCCAGCAGUUUACUCAUUGAAGAGUUAGCCGCGUGCAAGAAGAUUCUCAAUGAGAAAACCGCUAAUUUACAACAAGCAAUCAAACAACUACUUGAUGAACGGUGCAGGGUGAGGGACAUGAUGAUGUGUACAUAUAAGAACUUGUACAGCCUCCAUGAAAGGUGGUUAGAGAAUAUAGCAGCAUCAGAAUAUAUGGGCAGUAAGAAGUUGUGCAAUCGACCAAUCGGCAAUCUAAACUUCAGUGCAACUAUUCCUCAUUCAACAAAUGUAUUAGAUGUGGCGUUAGUGAACAUGAAAUUGGCUGAAAAUAUAAGCAGUGAUGUUUGUAAGCAGGAUAUUGGACAUUUGGAUAAUCUAUCCAGUAUUACCGAUGCAGAGAAAUUUGCAGAACAGGUUAUGGCAAUGCCAAUAGACGUGAAGAGACUGAACGAAGAACCAGUGAAUGCGCUCGUGCACCACGCGUACAGUAACAGCGGCAACGUCGCACCGCCAGUCGCUUCGUGCGUACAUUGUAACGGGAAAGUGCAGUUAUUGUAAUGUCUUUAAAAUUAUUGUAAAUAAUACAUUCAAUUGUGUAAAUAUAUCAAUAAACUUAUGUGGCUUUAAAACAAUUAGAACCAACUCCGACUUUACAUGUGUAAAUUUGAAAUUUUUACUUUAUAGUACUAGUAUGAAUCGUUUCUGUAAUACGCGCCAAACCACUUCAACUUAACUUGUUUACAAAUUUACUAAAUUCCUCUACUAACAAGUGUGCUGUACAGUACUGGAUCUAUUACAAAAUUUUUAAAAAGCUCCAUAUCGUUUAUAUUUCGAUUUAAUACUGUGAUGUUCUACCUACCAGUUAAAUUUUCUUUUGUAACAUUAUUAUAUAUAAUAUUAAGUAUAUUAAUGUUAAGUCGCAUCGCAAGUUUGUUUGUUAGUUACAGAAUUACAUCAAUACAUAUAUUUACUAAAAACCUUUUUACGGCAGACACUAAAUAGCCGAUACCUACCAAAUUUGAUAAACCAUGGAACAUAUACCUUUAAAUAUUAUGUAUUAAACAUUGCUUAAGUUGAGAAAUGCAAUACUACAAAAUCUUUAUACUGUACUAUUCGUAUAUUAUUAUACGAAGUGUCUUUCCUUACCAA
Molecule: messenger RNA, 1976 nt
Organism: Zerene cesonia (dogface butterfly)
Lineage: Eukaryota; Metazoa; Arthropoda; Insecta; Lepidoptera; Pieridae
Product: golgin-45
Exons: 6
Coding region: 138-1385 (415 amino acids)
Biological process (GO): Golgi organization; Golgi to plasma membrane protein transport
Cellular component (GO): Golgi membrane
Source: RefSeq, a predicted model, not a curated record